AUGGACAACAAUCACCAUCCACCACCAACUUUGUCGCCAUUGGAACGCCUGCCACUACUCCCACUCGAGCAGAUCUGCGAAUAUCUUGGUGCAGGAGAUAAGAAGCGAUCCAGUCUUCUGGCAUUUGCAUUGGCCAGUAAGCACUGUUGCGAAAUAGCAGAACGCGAACGAUUCGAACGGCUUGUGCUCGACGUGAAAGGCGAAGAGCAUGCAGCAUCCCUGAUCGAACAAAUCCAAAAGACGCUUUCGAUAAAAGACCGUGUGCGAUAUGUUCGUCGAGCGAAAGUCUUUGGGAGCAUGGUAGGAAGACUGAAGGAACUCACCAAUGACGAAGACCCUUUCACAAGGCCAAACCAAGAAACAUCUUUCGUUGGCGUAGAUCUCUCAUGGAAGAAGAACAAGCGACAAGCCAACCUGAGAUGGAGAAAAUUUGCAGCAUUUAUACGGACGCUACCAGUACUGAAAGAGCUAGUUUGGGUAUCUUUUGAUCAGGUUCCACGAUGCUUGUUAGAUGUUCUCCACACAGAAUGUGUCAAUGUUACUUUGCAUGUUCUCACCUUUAGUAUACGCAGCGUCUAUCAGGGGACUACGGAAUAUGGCGAAGUUGAUCCCGAUGAAUAUGCUCUGAUCUCGUCGCCUAACCUGGUCAGCAUAUCGGGUCCCUCCAUUUCAGUCCAUCAUCCACGUCUCGACUAUUCCACACAUCCCAACCGCUAUGCACAUCUCGAUUACAAUGAUAAGAUUAAAAUCGCCAUGGCGAGGGGACUGGCUCCUAAUUUACGAUCUCACUGUUUAUGGCCACAAGAUCUGCCAAUUGCGGGAGAGGGACUGGAUUAUCCACGGACAAAGUAUACUUGGCACGACCCAUUUAAGGCCGAACCCCAGGGACAGUCCUACGAAAACACAGGACCUUUGAAGCGGUGGAUAUGCGUCUUGGAUCAGGAUUUAUUCAAAGAACUCGAGAGACGUCGAUCUCUCGACUCUCGGAGCAGUGUCGCAAAGCACGCUUUGAAGAUGUUGUCCGACGAGUUGGUAAACUAUGAUUCGAGCAACCUCGCAGCCGUGGUCGUGAACAUGAUCUCGUUCCGGGCCCAUGAAAGAGCACUCAUAAUGCGGUUUUUGGUGGCCAUGCCGCCACUCACUGUACUAAAACUUGAGGCAGUCAACGAUCAUAUCAUACAAGCCAUCCGAAAGCAACACGGACAAUCUUUGAAAACUCUGGAGGUAGAAUAUCUCAUUUGCAUGACUAGAGAAAUCGAGGAAAUUCACGGAAGUUGCCCUAAUCUCCGUCACCUCAGUCUUACACUCUUGCGAAAAAACGGGGAUGUAAAGGAAGUUGCCUUAUACAAAGCCCUGGGUCGAUUCCGGAGACUGGAAUCUCUCUCCCUAAAACUUAUGAAUGAUGUCUUUAGAGACAAUCCCAAUGAAAUCAAUACCAAUCGGACACGUCGCGAGCUCAUCGAUGGUGCAGUCGACCAAACCCUCGUUCAGGCGAUCUUUCGAUAUAUUUUCGAAAAGCAUCGUAUAGAGCUAGAAGGACUAAACCCAUCCCUUCAGCGUCUAAAGAUCCAAAGCGCCCCACUGUUUACCAAGCUGGCCGUUACAGAAAAGAUUUGUGCUUAUAUGUCUCGGCGCUGGCAAUGUGAACGCCGUCGGGUGGGUCUGGAGUGUGGGGAACUCCACUGCGAAGAGCUCUCGCGCCCAUUGUGCCUAGGUCAGUUUAGGUACAGAGAUGGGAGAAGUCAUCAGGAUCAGGACAAAUAA
Aaosphaeria arxii CBS 175.79 is the source of this 1764-nucleotide messenger RNA. RefSeq lists its product as uncharacterized. NCBI's taxonomy places the organism in Eukaryota, Fungi, Ascomycota, Dothideomycetes, Pleosporales. The record is from RefSeq and is a predicted model, not a curated record. The transcript has 3 exons. The coding region runs from base 1 to 1764 and encodes 587 amino acids.